AUGAGCAGAGAAGGGAAGGUGGUGUGUGUAACAGGAGCGUCUGGUUUCAUAGCAUCAUGGCUGGUGAAGCUCUUAUUACAACGCGGUUACACUGUAAAAGCCACGGUUCGUGACCCAAAUGACUCAAAGAAAACAGAACACUUAUUGGCACUUGAUGGGGCAAAAGAAAGGCUGCAUUUGUUCCAAGCAGAUUUGAUAGAAGAAGGAUCUUUUGACGCUGCAGUUGAUGGAUGUGAAGGUGUUUUUCAUACAGCAUCCCCUGUUCUAUUUUCAGCCACUAACCCUCAGGCAGAAUUAAUUGACCCUGCAGUGAAGGGAACCCUUAAUGUUCUCAAAUCGUGCGUAAAAUUCGCUACCGUCAAGAGGGUAGUUUUAACAUCUUCUAUGGCUGCAGUCAUUUUCAAUGGAAGACCAUUGACCCCUGAUGUGGUGAUUGAUGAAACAUGGUUUUCAGAUCCUCUUGUUUGUGAGAAUUUGAAGGAAUGGUAUUUUCUUUCAAAAACUUUAGCUGAGGGGUCUGCUUGGAAAUUUGCUGAAGAAAAUGGGAUCGACUUGGUUACCAUAAAUCCAUCAUAUGUGAUUGGUCCACUCUUACAACCAUGUCUUAAUCUCACUGUGGAGAUGAUUCUGAAUCUCAAAGAUGAUAUUGAAGAUGUAAACAGUUCAAUUUAUACAUCUACUGAUGUUAGAGAUGUUGUCUCAGCUCAUGUUCAAGCAUUUGAGGUUCCUUCAGCUAAUGGAAGAUAUUGUUUAGUUGGACAUGUUACACCCAUGGCCAAGGUUCUGAAGAUUUUACAUGAACUUCAUCCCUCUCUUUGCCCACCUGAAAAAUAUGAGGAGGCCAAUCCUUCUGAACCCACAUUUCAAGUAUCACAGGAAAAAGCAAAAAGUUUGGGAGUAAAUUUCCUUCCAGUGGAAGUAAGUCUUAGGGACACUAUUGAAAGCCUCAAGGAGAAGGGCUUCCUCAAGACUUUUAUCUGCAAUUGCCCAGAAUGGUCAGGAGUUGCUUUCAGCUCUUGA
Prunus armeniaca (apricot) is the source of this 1020-nucleotide messenger RNA. Lineage: Eukaryota; Viridiplantae; Streptophyta; Magnoliopsida; Rosales; Rosaceae. The record is from the annotation of a GenBank genome assembly.